Molecule: messenger RNA, 1397 nt
Organism: Pectinophora gossypiella (pink bollworm)
Lineage: Eukaryota; Metazoa; Arthropoda; Insecta; Lepidoptera; Gelechiidae
Product: tRNA N6-adenosine threonylcarbamoyltransferase, mitochondrial-like
Exons: 1
Coding region: 151-1392 (413 amino acids)
Biological process (GO): tRNA threonylcarbamoyladenosine modification
Cellular component (GO): mitochondrion
Source: RefSeq, a predicted model, not a curated record
UAUUAUUAUUAUAAUUCUUAAUAAUUUCAUUUGGUUAGAUUUUCCUUGAUUAAUAUUGAGCAUUAAAACCAUUUUGGAGCUUUUGACUCACCAAAUGUUUACUCAGUAAUAUUUAUAAUUCACAAUAAGUGUUAUUUAGCGGUUCAAAAAAUGUUAAACUAUUCAAGACUACUUCGGGCAAGUUUCAGAAUACGAAACUCUAUAAGAAGUUCUACAGUAACUAACAGCAUAAACUUUCAUACAAAUCAUGCCAUUCUUGGAAUAGAGACUUCAGCAGAUGAUACUGGAUGUGCAAUUAUUAACGAUAAAGGGGAAUUGUUGGCAGAAAGUUUACACUCACAAAAUUUGAUGCAUUUAAGAAAUGGUGGAAUAAUUCCUGAUGUGGCUCAAGACCUGCACAAAGCAUACAUUGAACCUAUAGUAUCAGAAACUCUUAUAAAGGCAAAACUUUCUAUGGAAGAGAUUUCGGCUAUUGCAGUUACCUUACAGCCUGGACUUCCACUGAGUUUGGUUGUGGGUAUGAAAUACGCGAAACAUCUGUCGAGACGACAUAAUAAGCCUAUAAUACCUAUUCACCACAUGGAAGCACAUGCACUUGUGGCCAGAAUGCAUCAUAACAUAACUUUCCCAUUUCUAGUGUUGCUUAUAUCAGGAGGCCACUGUCUGCUUGCUGUAGUCCAAGAUGUAAAUCAUUUUCAAUUACUAGGACAAAGCAUUGACUCUGCACCAGGAGAAAUGUUUGACAAACUUUCUAGAAGAAUGAAAUUGAGAAAUGUACCUGAAUAUUCUACAGUGAGUGGAGGACAGGCAAUUGAAAUGGCUGCAUCCAAAGCUACAAAUCCUCACACAUUUAAACUUCCUUUACAAUUAGCUGAAUAUAAGGACUGUAAUUUCAGUUUUAAUGGUUUAAAAACAGCAGUUUUACUUCAGUUACAUAAGAAAGAAAAAGAGCAUCAAAUAGUUGCUGAUCAACUUAUACCAGAAGUAAACGAUUUAUGUGCUGCUAUGCUCAUGGCUACCUCAAGGCAUCUAGUCCACAGAACCCAACGAGCUAUGGAGUUCUGUCACCAAAAUAAUUUAAUACCAGAAGGGAAAAAACAACUUGUAGUCUCUGGUGGAGUAGCAUGCAACAACUUCAUAUUUAAUGCCUUAACAAUGCUAUGCAAUGAAUUCAACUACAGUAUAUACAGACCAUUACCUAAAUUAUGUACUGACAAUGGUGUAAUGAUAGCAUGGAAUGGCUUUGAAAAAUGGCGAAAAGGUUUAGACAUAGUAACAGAUAUACAAAAACUGGACAUACAAGCUACUAGUCCUUUAGGUGAAAGUUUAAUACAUCAAGUUGUGCAAUCUAAAAUCCCUACGAAAUUAAUAAAAAUUAAAUUAAGUAUCUAAUUAAA